UCUCCUUGACGGCACAGAGGAUUUCAACCGCAGCACUCUUCUACUUUCACAAUUGAAAAAAACCAGAAGAAGAAUGAGUUACCACCGCGAAUCAAUCGCUAAUUUAACCAAGAAUGCUAUGAACAUCACCAAACAUUUGGUAUCAAAAACAGAAUUCAAGAAGAAGAAUGUCGUGCUUUCACCGUUGUCACUCCAAACUGUGCUCAGCAUAGUAGCUGCCGGUUCCGAGGGUCCGACGCAAUGUCAGCUUCUCUCCUUCCUUGGUUCAAAAUCCAUUGAUCAUCUCAACUCCUUAUCCACUCACCUCUUUACCUCUGUGCUUGAUGACGCUGCUCCCUUUGGUGGACCACAGUUGUCUUUUGUCAACUCUGUGUGGUUUGAAAAAUCCCUUUCUCUUUACCCUUCCUUCAAAGAAAUUGUUGAUACUAAUUAUUUUGCCACUCUCAGAUCACUUGAUUUCAUAAACAAGGCUGAUGAAGCCGUCAAAAAAGUGAAUGCAUGGGCUAAAAAAGAGACAAACGGACGUAUUGGUGAUGUUCUUUCACCUGGGUCAAUUGAUAGCUUAACUGGACUCAUUUUUGCUAAUGCACUCUACUUUAAUGGAGCAUGGCAUCAACCAUUUGAUGCUUCAAAAACAAAAGACCAUGAUUUUCACCUUCUCGGUGGCAGCUCAAUUAAGGUUCCCUUCAUGACUAGCAAGAAGAAGCAGUUUAUAAAUGCUUUUGAUGGUUUUAAGAUCCUUCGUCUUCCUUAUAAGCAAGGCAACGAUAUUCGUCAAUUCUCUAUGUACUUUUUUCUUCCCGAUGCACAAGAUGGAUUGUUAGCUUUGAUUGAGAAAGUGGCUUCCAAACCUGAGAUUUUGAAACACAAACUUCCACGUAAGGAAGUGAUAGUGGGUGACUUCAGAAUUCCACGUUUCAAAAUUUAUUCUGGACUUGAACUUUCUAAUGUGUCAAAGGAGUUAGGAGUUGUUUUACCUUUCUCUGGUGGAGGUUUGACAAAAAUGGCGGACUCUCCGAUUUGGGUUUCUAACAUAUUUCAAAAUUCUUUCAUUGAAGUAAAUGAAAAAGGCACUGAAGCUGCUGCAGUCACUAGAACUGGACUAUUGGGAUGUGCUCGUCCUACUUCAAUUCCGACCCCAAUAGACUUUGUAGCUGACCACCCUUUCAUGUUUUUGAUAAGAGACGAUUUGUCUGGUACAAUACUCUUUGUUGGCCAAGUGCUCAAUCCUCUUGUUGGUAGAUCAUAAUUACCAUACAAGAAUUGCAAUGGAUUACGCAUCAAUAAGAUAUGAUCUACUUGUGGAUCAAUUGGAUUAAGAUUGUCUCGUAGACUGUUAUGCUUUUGAC
Messenger RNA from Medicago truncatula (barrel medic), 1349 nucleotides. RefSeq names its product serpin-ZX. The coding region runs from base 74 to 1249 and encodes 391 amino acids. NCBI's taxonomy places the organism in Eukaryota, Viridiplantae, Streptophyta, Magnoliopsida, Fabales, Fabaceae. Gene Ontology annotation, molecular function: serine-type endopeptidase inhibitor activity. The transcript has 2 exons. The record is from RefSeq and is a predicted model, not a curated record.